This is a messenger RNA of Miscanthus lutarioriparius, 2910 nucleotides long. The record is from the annotation of a GenBank genome assembly. NCBI's taxonomy places the organism in Eukaryota, Viridiplantae, Streptophyta, Magnoliopsida, Poales, Poaceae.
AUGGUGACGACUCGCAGCGGAGGGAGAGGUGGAGGGAAGCGCGGCGGCGGCGCGAAGCGCCCGGCGGCAUCGUCCUCCCUGCUGCUCUCGCCGACCAAGCGCGGCAAGGCGGAGAAGGCGUCGGAGGCCUCCGCGCCCGAAGCUGGGGCGGCGCCGGCGGCGGGGACGCGCUCGGGCCCCAAACCGUGGGCGAAGCUGCUUUCGCAGUGCUCUCAGACCCCCCAUGUUCCUAUCUUUGGCAACCAAAUUUCUGUUGGUAACGAUAAAAACAGUGACAUAUGGUUGGAUGACCAAACUGUUAGUCAAGAACUAUGCAUAUUGCGGCGUCUUGAGCAAGGAGGUUCAUGUGAGUUACAGGUCACGGGAAAAAAUGGUGAGGUUGCAGUAAAUAAAAGAAAAACUGGAAGAGACUCCAAAGUUCCCCUCAUAGGAGGGGAUGAAGUUGUUUUCGGUCAAUGUGGCAAGCAUGCCUAUAUUUUUCAGCAUCCUCUAAGGGGUAAUGAAGUUACUGCUGGAUCGGCUGGAGAGAAUAACCAGAGGGUAGUCGGAUCUGCUCUUGAAAAUCAGAGCGAUUGCAUCAGGUCUAGUCCAUCAGCUUCUUUGCCUCCGAGCGGAUGGCAAGCUUUUAAGGAUGGACUGAAACAAGAGAUUCUGAGCCCAAAGGAUAUUGAAGUAACCUUUGAUAAUUUCCCAUAUUAUCUCAGUGAGAGCACAAAGGAGAUACUCUUAUCAUCUGCAUUCAUACACAUGAAAAAGAAGUCUAGGAAAUUCUUACCAAAACUUUCACCUUUAGACCAGCGAAUUCUGUUAUCUGGCCCACCAGGGUCUGAAAUUUACCAGGAAAGAUUGAUAAAGGCACUUUCAAAGCGUUUUGAUGCUAGACUUCUGAUACUUGAUUCUCUUAUGCUGUGUGGUACGUCUUCUAAGUUUGGAGAGUCCAUAAAGGAUGUCCGGAGGGAUGUUGCACCUUCUAGUUCAGGAGAUGAUAUUGUGGGGACAUCCAACAGACACACUUUCGAAGAAGGUGAUUGGGUAGAGUAUACUGGUACUAGUUCAUUAAAUCUGGCACCAAGGGGCCCUUCUUGUGGUUCUCGAGGCAAAGUGGUGCUUGCUUUUGGAAAAACCGGUCCUCCAAAGUUGGAGUUAGAUUUAGCAAUCCUCUUUGGAACUUCGCCAGACUCUUCUGGUGGAGUUGAUAGCAUUGCUUUAGGAAAGUUAAUUGAGGUCAUUUCAGAAGAAAGCAAAAGCAGUAGUUUGAUUGUGUUACUCAAGGAUGUAGAGAAAUCAUUCACCGAAUGUAGAGAAUUGCAUACAUCACUAAGUGAACUUCCUGCUGGUGUUCUGAUAAUUGGGUCUCAGAUUCAUGCAGAGAACCGCAAGGAUCAGUCUCAUCCUGGAGUUCCGGGGCUUCCUAGAGACAUCCAGGCACUGCUUGAUAUUAUUAUGGAAACCUUCCCAAGCAAAUUUCCUACCAAGCCAAUGGAUUCCUUGAAAGACAGAAGCAAAUGUCCUACCAAGUCAAUGGAGCAUCUAAAUAAUCUUUUCCCUAAUAAAAUUUGCAUUAAACUUCCCCAGAAUGAAGCACAGCUAUCUGAUUUCAAGAAACAACUAGAUUGUGAUACUGAAACCCUUAGAGCUAAAGCCAAUAUUCUUAAUAUUCGUAAGUUUCUGAUCAGCAGAGGAAUUGAAUGCAAUGAUCUUCAAGAAUUACCUAUCAAAGAUCAAUUACUAACUAAUGAAGAUUUGGAAAAGAUUGUUGGAUAUGCUAUUAGUUAUCACCUUCAUGACAGUGAACCCCCAAAUGAUGGCAAAUGGGUACUUCCAAUCGAAAGGCUCAAGCAUGGAUUCAGUAUGUUACAGAUUGCACAGAGUGGAGCUAAGAGAUCAAAGAAUGCACUAAUGGAUGUGGUCACAGAGAAUGAAUUUGAGAAAAAUCUUCUAUCAAAUAUUAUCUCACCUAAUGACACUGGAGUUACCUUUGCGAACAUUGGAGCCCUGGACAAUUUGAAAGAUACACUGAGGGAAUUGAUAAUGCUCCCUCUGCAAAGAUCUGAAUUGUACAGCAAAGGGCAGCUAACAAAGCCUGUGAAGGGAAUACUGCUCUUUGGACCUCCUGGAACAGGUAAAACAUUGCUUGCAAAAGCAGUAGCAACUGAGGCAGGUGCAAACUUUAUCAAUGUAUCAAUGUCAAGCAUUACCUCAAAGUGGGUUGGAGAUCAAGAGAAAUACGUCAAGGCCAUUUUUUCUCUAGCUAGUAAACUAUCUCCUGCAGUAAUAUUUGUUGAUGAGGUUGACAGUUUGCUAGGAAUAAGGGGAGGACCAAGGGAGCAUGAGGCAACGCGCAAGAUGAAAAAUGAAUUUAUGAUACAUUGGGAUGGUUUGCAUACUAAAGAGCAAGAACGCGUAAUCGUUCUUGGAGCCACAAAUAGGCCAUUUGACCUUGAUGAUGCUGUUAUUCGAAGGUUUCCUCGCAGAUUAAUGGUGAGCCUUCCUGACAAGUCAAAUAGAGAAAAGAUUUUGAAAGUAAUACUAUCCAAAGAAACAUUAGAACCAGAUGUGGAUCUUGAAUCAAUUGCCAAAAUGGCUGAUGGAUAUUCAGGAAGUGACUUGAAGAAUCUCUGUGUAACUGCGGCACAUCGUCCCAUUCGUGAAAUUAUUGAGAAGGAAAAGAAGGAGAAGAGUCUGGCAAUAGCUGAAGGUAGACCUGAGCCUCCGUUGUAUGGAAAGAAGGACAUUCGCCCACUUGGAAUGGAUGACUUGAAAUUUGCGCUUGGACAGGUGUGUGCUAGCGUUCCAUCUGAUUCAGAAACCAUGGCCCAAAUUUCUGAGUGGAAUGAUGAAUUUGGAAGCGGCAGCGGGUCGAGAAAGAAGAAGACUCUACCGACACAACAGUCCACAUACUUCAUGUAG